AUGCUAUCGCACAUCAUUUUGAUGCUUUCACGUAAAGUCAAAAGCAUAUUAUUGCUGGAACCAAUAUCUUCCAAAUUGCUUUUUACCUGUGAAAUGUGCGAAAUAAUAAAGGAUACGAAACAAACUUCUGCCAUCAUUAUAACCGCUCUUUUAAUAGCGAUGAUGGCUGAUAUCACUGAUACUCUCACAUCAGUCGAUACGAAGGGUGAAGCCAAUGAGAAAGUUAGUAAUCUUAAACGCAAAGACAGUGAAACCUCAAAAACCACAGAAACGGUUAUUGAAUCUCCAAAAGCGGGAAAGGUUGGCGAAUCAGAUACUAGAAAAAAGAUUACCAAAUCGGUAGAAUCUGAAAUCGCAGACACCAAUACACCAGUAACCACGGGAAAGGUUGACAAAUCGGUAACUACAGAAAAAAUCACCAAGUCUGUAGAAUCUGAAAUCGCAGACACCAAAGGUGCAGUAGAAACCGCGGGAAACGCUGGUGAAUCGGUAACUACAGAAGGGCUUACGGAAUUAAUGAUAUCUGAAAUUGUGGAGACUAAUGUUGCACCAGAAACCACCGAGAAGAUCAGAGGAUCGGUAGAUUUUGUAAUUCCCACCAAUGGAACCGGUCAAACAAACAAUACAGAAGGUAUUCCUUCUGUACCAAAAGAAUUCAUUGGAGAUGAUGGUGAUAUUGGACCACCAGGAUCACCUGGGCCACGCGGUCCUCAGGGUCCUCGAGGUGAUCCUGGGCUACGUGGAAAGCAAGGGCCUAGAGGUGAUCCCGGUCCUCCUGGUGAUCGCUCUAUACCACUAUCAUAUGGUGUAUUCACAAUGGUGGUAUCACUUUUACUUAUUAUUCAUCUUGGGUCAAUUUCAUUCGUUUGA
Brugia pahangi is the source of this 870-nucleotide messenger RNA. Lineage: Eukaryota; Metazoa; Nematoda; Chromadorea; Rhabditida; Onchocercidae. The record is from the annotation of a GenBank genome assembly.